AUGGCGCGCCGUUCUUCUAUCCUCCUCGUUCUCGUCACCAUCAUGCUUUGCGCCCCCCGUUCGUUCGCUGUUCGGUCGCUCGUUCAGAUGGAACAGCAGGCAGCGGUGCAGCAGCCGGCAAAUCCUCAAGCAACGCUCCCACCAAAGCAGAUCUCGGCUAAUCCGAAACCUAAACCGACUGCCGGAGCCAGUACUGUUGGUAGUCAGAAAGACAUUUUAGGCGAGCUGGCUUCAGACGCGGUUAAGGCGGCGAACGAAGCACGCGCUAUCGCGGACGAGGAUGCAGAAGCAGUAGAAGCGACGGCAGCAGCAGCAAGCAGUGAACUAACAGGCACAACAGCUGCUGAAGCAGCAGCCGAAACAGCAGCAGAUGCUGCAGUUGUAGCUGCAGCAGCGGCUGUGCCAGCUGUCACUGGCGCAGGAGCGAUGGUCCUGGGGACCGAGGCUUUGGACGGUAUCGCUGACGUGGCAGGUGCAGGCUCCAGCGCAGAAGCCGCUGAUGCCGUCGCGGCGGUCGCAGCUUCUGACAUGGCGAGCGCCGCCACGGACGCCGCGACCGACGUGGCUGCACACGCCGCUGAAUCCGCCGCUGACGAAGCCUCCGACGAAGAAAACGACCUCGAUAGCGCCGAAGAAGCGAGAAAGAAAGCCCUAGAAGACGCAGAGCUGGUGUGGCAUAAGUGCGUGCAGUCGGAGAAGCUGGGCGAGGUGUGCGUGGGGGUGUUUGUGGAUUCGCAGCAAGAGCCGCCGCUGCUGUUUUCAGAGAUCAGCCUGCGGAACCACACGUUCCUGGUGCCGCUCGCCAAGGCCAAGGCGUGCUUGGACGACCAGCUGCUGCUCAACCUGCUGCUGCACGACCCCAAGCUCGCCCCCUUUGCUGCGGAGAUUAAGGCCAUCAUGAUCAUGGAGAAGCUGGCUGCCGCUGAUGUCAUCAGCAGGUUUUGGAAUUCCUGCAUACUGAUCCCAUUCCACAAAUCCUUGCCUUUCCUGCUCUCUACCUUCUCUUUUUUCCAACAGUCCAUCAUGAUCAUGGAGAAGCUGGCUGCUGCUGAUGUCAUUAGCGAGUGCGUACUCUUUAAUGGCCUCUCCAUUACAGUCGACAAGCCUAACGACUGCCUGUACAUAUCGGCCUGUCCCCGCCUCUGCUCCCGCCUGGGCUGUCGCCGUGGGCAUUGCCUCUACUCCAAGGACAAGGAAUUUGAGUGCUUCAGGGUGCGUGUGCCCCUGCAUAAGCACAGCAGGGAUGUUGCAGUGCGCUAG
This is a messenger RNA of Closterium sp. Naga37s-1, 1260 nucleotides long. Lineage: Eukaryota; Viridiplantae; Streptophyta; Zygnematophyceae; Desmidiales; Closteriaceae. The record is from the annotation of a GenBank genome assembly.